AUGGCUUUGGAAGCACCCUCAGGCGUCCGUCGUCCAGGAGUUGCCCACGAUUGCUUCGUGCACGCAGAGAUACAACAGGUUUUCUAUUUGGAACAUCAGCCACACACGCCGGCGCCGCGAGCAAUUGGAUGCAGCAAAUCCGCCUGCUACUUGUGCGAUCUGUUCAUUCGAACACAUGGCGGUUAUGUGGUGUCUCAUUCGCAUGGCCGGCUUUACGAGAAGUGGACUCUGCCCGAUGUUGAAUGGAUGACCGCCACGCAGGCGACAGGUUUCAGUCCAUGGUCCAAAGCUGUCACGUAA
Colletotrichum abscissum is the source of this 300-nucleotide messenger RNA. RefSeq lists its product as uncharacterized. The transcript has a single exon. The coding region runs from base 1 to 300 and encodes 99 amino acids. Lineage: Eukaryota; Fungi; Ascomycota; Sordariomycetes; Glomerellales; Glomerellaceae. The record is from RefSeq and is a predicted model, not a curated record.